Messenger RNA from Fulvia fulva, 831 nucleotides. Its product is annotated as NAD-dependent protein deacylase. The coding region runs from base 1 to 831 and encodes 276 amino acids. NCBI's taxonomy places the organism in Eukaryota, Fungi, Ascomycota, Dothideomycetes, Mycosphaerellales, Mycosphaerellaceae. The transcript has 2 exons. The record is from RefSeq and is a predicted model, not a curated record. Gene Ontology annotation, molecular function: NAD+ binding.
AUGUCUCUGAACGAUGUCGAUGGGGCCAUCGAUUGCAUUCGAAACGCUGACAGUAUCCUUGCCAUCAUUGGCGCUGGUCUGUCUGCGCCUUCCGCCAUUCCAACGUUCAGACAUGAAGGCGCUCACUGGCGAGGAGGGCCCAUGGAUGAGAUGUCGAAGCCAGCCGUCUUUGAUCGAGAUCCUAUUGGAGUAUGCACGUUCUAUGAGAACAGACGGCAAAUGGCAAGAGUCGUGCAGCCGAAUGCUGGACAUUAUGCUCUGGCCGCACUGGCACAAGCGAAGCCGAACUUUCUGGCAGUCACGCAGAAUGUCGAUGAGCUGUCCGAGAGAGCUGACCACAACCCUCGUCAACCUGUGGCGCUUCAUGGAUCGGUCUACAAUGUUCAUUGCUCGAGGGACGAAUGUGCAGUCACAGCACGCAACUAUACCAGUCACCCCACGGUACCAGGCCUUGUACUUCCAGCGUAUGAUGUAGCAGACCCAAGGAUACCUCUGCCACAAGUAACGAGGUCAGCAAUCCCACUCUGUGCCUUGUGUAAGCAAGAUAUCGUGCGCCCGGGCGUCACGUUCUUCGAGGAGAGCCUGCCGGCACAGGAGUUGCAACGAGUAGACGACUGGCUUGAAGUGAAUGACGAAGUCGAUCUUGUUAUGAUCAUUGGUACAUCAAGAGCGCCGUUCGUCGGCGAUGCAGUACAGCGCGGAGCACGGAUGGUCGUCUUCAACAUGGGCGCUGACGCAGCACGUAGCGAAGACGAUGAUAUGAUUGUGGAAGGUGACGCUUCAAAGACGCUGCCAUAUGUGAUAAGUAGAGCACUUGGCACUGCGAUGUAG